This is a messenger RNA of Micropterus salmoides (largemouth bass), 1345 nucleotides long. RefSeq names its product D-aminoacyl-tRNA deacylase 2-like. The transcript is spliced from 3 exons. Gene Ontology annotation, cellular component: cytoplasm. Bases 214 to 711 code for a protein of 165 amino acids. Lineage: Eukaryota; Metazoa; Chordata; Actinopteri; Centrarchiformes; Centrarchidae. Gene Ontology annotation, molecular function: D-tyrosyl-tRNA(Tyr) deacylase activity. Gene Ontology annotation, biological process: tRNA metabolic process. The record is from RefSeq and is a predicted model, not a curated record.
AAGUGUGUUGCAUGAGUUUCUUAUGAUCCUUCUUCUCCAUUCAUUGCACACUUCUGUCAGUUUAUGCAUCGCUUUCAUCCCGUUCGUUGAUGUGAAACUUUACAAAUUGUGUCUGCUGGACGUUUCUUCUGCGGCGCCGUUUAUAAAGCGGGCCGAGUUGAAGCCAGGGAGGCAGCAGAGGGGAAAUAAAACAAGGAUUAACCCCGAGCUGUGAUGACGGAGAAAGGCAGCGCUCCCGCGGCGGCCCGGGCGGUGCUGCAGCAGUGUCUGAGCGCCAGGCUGCAGGUGAAACCCGCAGAUGAACACUCAGAGGCUGAGUUUGUCCAGAUCGACAGAGGAAUGGUGAUCUACAUCUGUUUCUUUAAAGGAGCCACAGACGACAUCCUCCCCAAAAUGGUGUCCACACUGUUGAACCUGCGGCUCUCUGAGUCCGACUCGGGGAAGAUGGUUUCGGUGUUGGAGCUUCCCGGCAGCCUGCUGAUCGUCCCUCAGGCCACGCUGGGCGGGAAGGCCAAAGGCAGGGCCAUGCAGUACCACAACAACAUCGGCAAGGAGGACGGGCUGCGGCUCUACGGCGCCUUCGUUUCCCUGUGUGAGAAGGAGCUGACGGCUGCUUCGGCCGAAGUGAUGGUGAAACACGGGACGUACGGAAACAGACAAGUCCUGAAGCUCGACACCAACGGACCCUACACGCAUCUGAUGGAGUUCUGAACUGCAGGGAAGGUGGAGGAAUAAAAACUUUUAAAUCACAUGUCUAAUGCUGUCACGGAGGUCGAAAUGAUCUCUUGAUUAAUGUCUAAAUAUCUACCAACAAGCCUGGAAAUUCUAAGACUAAUGUAUUCUAAUGAUAUUUGAUUUAUAUGCAUUCAUCAUAAAAACAAAAUUACAAAGAUUUUGAAUUUGGAAUCUUUUUUUUGUUUUGUGUAUAUAGUACAAAACUGUAUUCUUAAAUGUGCAUGACAACAACACAAGAUUUGUCUUUUGCAUGAAGUGCUUAAUCAACGGGGCGGCAUGGAGGAAAUCUGUGGCCUGUGGUUACACAAAAAAAGGCCUGAAAUAUUUAACUUUAUAUGUAAUGAAUCUAAAACAUGUGAAAGUUUCACUUUUUGAACUAAAUUACCAAAAAAGUUUUAUCGGCCUUUGAAAAACCCAUAUUGGUCGACCACUUGUGUCCACAUAUUCUUGGCCAUUCGGUGUAUUUGGUAAAUGAAGUUCACAGCCUGUCCUCCUGAUAAUAAAGUCUUUUCAUCUUGCAAGAAUGUUACAAGCUUGCAAAAUAAAAUGCACAGCACCAACUUAGUACGUUCCGAGAUGACUAUUUUCAAAAUAAAGGUUUAAAUCUCCA